AUGUCCGCUCCUGAAGUCGAUAGCGCCACCGCCCAGAUGGCCAACACCACCCUCAACGAGCCCACCGGCACUGCCGAGGGCGCCAGCGUCGGUGCUGGCGGCGACAAGCCCAUCAACGCCUCCGAGAACGAGGCUGUCAUCGCCAGCGCCGCUGAGGGUCGGCGACUCUACAUUGGGAACCUCGCAUACGCGACCACCGAGGGAGAGUUGAAGGAGUUCUUCAAGGACUACUUGGUCGAGUCCACCUCCAUCCCGACCAACCCCCGCACCACCCGCCCCGUCGGCUACGCCUUCGUCGAUCUCUCCACGCCCUCUGAGGCCGAGCGCGCCAUUACCGAGCUCAACGGCAAGGCCAUCCUCGACCGCAAGGUCUCCAUCCAGCUCGCUCGCAAGCCCGAGGCUCACGGUGAGGGCGCCGCCAGCGGUGGUGAGGGCGCCAAUGGCAACGGCAACAACCGUCGCCGCACUUCCACUCGUGGCCGCGGCCGCGGCCGUGGCCGUGGCGGUCGUGCUGCCCGUGGUGGACGCUCUGACGAAGCGGCGCCUUCCAAGGAGGAUGGAGCUACUGAGACUCCGGCCGCUGCUGACCCGGCCGCGAGCGCCCCUACGAAUGUACCUGGCCAAGUUAUUCCCCUGACCGAAACGACAAACGAAGCGCUCACCGCUGAGAAGGGUGCUGAGGGCACAAUCACCGUCAACCCGUCGAAGACCGGAAAGACCCACGUCCAGAGGGAGCGCAAGCAGCGCGGUCCGCCCGAGGAUGGCGUUCCCUCCAAGACCAAGGUCAUGGUCGCCAACCUGCCGUACGACCUGCGGGAGGAGAAGCUUCUCGAGAUCUUCAAGGACUACCAGCCCCAGUCCGCCAAGAUCGCUCUCCGUCCCAUCCCCCGCUUCAUGGUCAAGAAGCUCCAGGCCCGCAACGAGCCCCGCAAGGGCCGUGGUUUCGGUUUCGUCACUCUCGCUUCGGAGGAGCUGCAGCAGAAGGCUUGCACCGAGAUGAACGGCAAGGAAAUUGAGGGCCGCGAGAUCGCCGUCAAGGUCGCCAUCGACAGCCCUGGCAAGGAGGACGAGGCUCCCGAUGCUCCCAUCGAGGGCGCCCCCGCCACCGAGGAGGCCACUCCUUCGACCGCCGAGGGUUCUGCCGAAGCCACCCCCGCUGCCGCCUCCACCUAG
Lasiodiplodia theobromae is the source of this 1173-nucleotide messenger RNA. RefSeq names its product Rnp domain protein. NCBI's taxonomy places the organism in Eukaryota, Fungi, Ascomycota, Dothideomycetes, Botryosphaeriales, Botryosphaeriaceae. Bases 1 to 1173 code for a protein of 390 amino acids. Gene Ontology annotation, cellular component: ribonucleoprotein complex; nucleus; cytoplasm. The transcript has 4 exons. Gene Ontology annotation, molecular function: mRNA binding. The record is from RefSeq and is a predicted model, not a curated record.